AUGUCAGUGAGCAAAGACGCCGGCAACGACGACGAGGCUCCACCCUCAUACGGCGAGGCCUCUCGCUUCGGUCAGCUCGGCCACUCUGACAUCACGCUAACGACUGCGGCCUCUGACGCCCACGAGCGCCUUGCGCGAGUGAUCGACGAGGCGCGCAGCAAGCCAAAACCUGUUGAACCUGCCGCGGUCGCGGUCUCCAUCCGCAACGUGGCAGACGCACGGACCGCAGCCGCAGUGCCGGCUGUGCCGCUGCAGGCGCAUAUUCAUGAGCGCCGCAGUCGCAACAGAGCCUCGGCUUGCUGCACUCUCUUCGUCCUCAUGGCCAGUGCCGCCUGCGGAGUUUGCCUCUGGUAUGGAUUUCGAGUGUCGGGCAGCACUGUCGGGGAGCCAAGCUUGGGCGGCGAGCCCGCCGGCGACGCCUCCUUUCUCUUCUGCGUGACGAGCCCUGGCCGCUUCACCUUUGACUCGUGUGGCUCCGACUAUGACACGUGGCUGCGCGUUUGGACGCUGGAGGACGCCGACGAGGUGGCAGAGUGCGACGAUUGCGGUCAAUGCGAACUCCGUUCCGUGCUGAGCACCACCUUGGUGGUGGGCUGCUACCUGCUCGUCGUUGACGGCUACCUUACCAACGAGGGAGCCUUUUCCGUCGCCGUUGGCUGCAGUGGCGGCGGGAAGCUCGCGUAG
Molecule: messenger RNA, 684 nt
Organism: Emiliania huxleyi CCMP1516
Lineage: Eukaryota; Haptophyta; Isochrysidales; Noelaerhabdaceae
Exons: 2
Coding region: 1-684 (227 amino acids)
Source: RefSeq, a predicted model, not a curated record